AUGUCCAUCGAACCGGGGAUUCUCGAGUCGCACCUCGAAGAGCUUGCUACAGACUACUAUGAUCUCCAGGCUUCCCUCGCGAACCACUUCCAGCAGCCUCCCACUGCCCUCGAGGCGCUGCGCAUGACGAGCAAGGGACACCCGACAGUGAUCCAUGGGUUCAGCCCGAUGCUUGCGGCCGGCGAGACCGACUGGCGCCAGCCCGAGUCCUACAUCAAGGUGCAAGGCGAGACCCCGCUGACCAUUGCUGUUACGGAUGACGGACUUGCCGACUCGGUGCGUACCCUCGCCGACGGCACGACGUCGUUUGUCAAGCCGCUCGACGAGACCAUGACCAUGACGGCCUUCCUCGCCCGCCUCACGGGCCAGGACGAGUCGCGCGACGAGGCACUCUACCUCCAGUCGCAGGACGGCAACAUCUACCGCUCCGAGCCGGGAGCGCGGGGCUCGCCAGAGCUGGCCACUUUCCAGAGCGUAGUGGCCCGCGAUGUGUCGUGGAUGAAGGAGGCCUCUGGCGAGUCGGCCGAGGCAGUCAACCUCUGGAUCGGCAACAGCAAGAGCACUACCUCGUUCCACCACGACCCAUAUGAGAACAUUUACCACGUCCUGAGCGGCAGCAAGACGUUUACGCUCCUGUCGCCAAUCGACGGCCUCUGGUUUGAGCAACAGUUCCAUGCCCCAUCUACACUUGUGCGUACCGCAGACGGCAAACUCGAGCCCCAACUAGACGAGCCACCGGCACACCCCGUGCCGUGGGUCGAGGACCUGGACGCGCCUCCCCAGUCCCGCCCCGUCACUGUGGUACUGCAGGAGGGAGAGACACUCUACCUCCCUGCUGGGUGGUGGCACAAGGUCGAGCAGAGCGAGGGAAGCACAGGGCUGGCCGUGGCGGUCAACUACUGGUACGCGUCCGAGAUCAACCCCCAGCGAUACGCUCUGGAACGCCUGGCCCAGCGCGUGGCGCGCACCGCUGGCCGCGAUGUGCUUCCAGUCGACAUUGUGGACGAGGACGUGUGGGGCAGCGAGGUGGACUCGGCGGACGAGUGGGACCCCAAGGACUGGGGCAGGUAG
This is a messenger RNA of Apiotrichum porosum, 1071 nucleotides long. RefSeq lists its product as uncharacterized. The record is from RefSeq and is a predicted model, not a curated record. Lineage: Eukaryota; Fungi; Basidiomycota; Tremellomycetes; Trichosporonales; Trichosporonaceae. The coding region runs from base 1 to 1071 and encodes 356 amino acids. The transcript is spliced from 8 exons. Gene Ontology annotation, molecular function: 2-oxoglutarate-dependent dioxygenase activity.